AUACAUUAUAAAUUUUCAACAAUAAAUUUCUGUUUUUGAAAAAAAAAACAUUUAACUUAACUUAAAAAAGAUGCCUCAAAAAUUAAUACGCGAUGACUAUAAAGAGCUAAGUCUUUCCGAGGUUCACGAACAUCUUGAUGAUUUGUAUUUGGAACUCCUAAGUCUAGUCGAACAGUUGGUACAAUGCAAAGUAACUAUUGAAAAAGUCACAAACGAAGGAAGAAUCAAUUGUGCAAAAGCUCGCUAUAUUCAAGGACCUAAAACAGUUGGAAUAUCAAAACUACCCACCGACGAAAGUCAAGAAUUCAAUGCUCUUGUACGUGUCGAACAAAUCCAAUCGGAGAGUGCUUGUGCUGAAAAGGAAUUCCAGCUCAAACGCUAUCCAAUUGAUAAGGAAGCUAAAUUUAUUGAUCCAAUUCGAUGGUUUGGAGUUCUAGUUCCCAGGCCUUUACAAGUGACUAAAGAGAAAUUCCAAAAUUCACUUGAAUUAAUUAUUGAAGCUGCCAAUAUUCAGAUGCAAAUGGAUAAUAUUAUGGUGUCUAUACAAAAAUUAAAAGAACAAAAAAGUAUUUUGUGUGCCUAGGUCUAAGUAUAAAUUUAUUAAAAAACUA
This is a messenger RNA of Eupeodes corollae, 611 nucleotides long. Its product is annotated as coiled-coil domain-containing protein 115. The record is from RefSeq and is a predicted model, not a curated record. The coding region runs from base 71 to 583 and encodes 170 amino acids. Gene Ontology annotation, biological process: vacuolar proton-transporting V-type ATPase complex assembly. Lineage: Eukaryota; Metazoa; Arthropoda; Insecta; Diptera; Syrphidae. The transcript has a single exon. Gene Ontology annotation, cellular component: extrinsic component of endoplasmic reticulum membrane.